Messenger RNA from Linum tenue, 717 nucleotides. NCBI's taxonomy places the organism in Eukaryota, Viridiplantae, Streptophyta, Magnoliopsida, Malpighiales, Linaceae. The record is from the annotation of a GenBank genome assembly.
AUGGCUGGGCCGAGUAGUAGCGACUGCGGUGGUGGCGGCAACUUCAGCGGGUUCUACGAGACAUGGUUCGAGCAGCUGCAGCAGCUGGUAAGGCAGCUCCGGAUGUGCCCUAACCCGCCCACCUCCCACGACCACCGUGUCGCCAUCUCGCGUCUGGUGCAGAGCAUCAUGUCCCACUACGCCGACUAUUACCAGGUGAAGUCAGCUGCCGCGGAGCGUGACGUGCUGCUGAUGUUCAUGGCACCGUGGGCCUCUUCCUUGGAGCGAUCCCUACACUGGAUUGCUGGCUGGAGGCCCACCACUCUCUUCCACCUGGUCUACACGGAGUCGAGCAUCCUAUUCGAGUCCCACAUUGUCGACAUCCUCAAGGGCCGCAAGACAGGGGACCUCGGCGACCUAUCCCCGACCCAGUUCCGACGGGUGAGUGAGCUGCAGUGCGACACGGUGAGGGAGGAGAACGCCAUUACCGAUGAGCUCUCCGAGUGGCAGGACGGGGCGAGCGAUCUGGUGGGCUGCUCCACAGAGGAUGUGGAGAGGAAGGUGAGCAAGCUGGUGGGGAUUCUGAGGAAGGCGGACGAUCUGAGGUUGAAGACCGUCAGGCAGCUGGUGGAGCUGUUGACGCCGCAGCAGGCUGUGGAGUUCUUGAUAGCUGCUGCGGAGCUUCAGUUUGGCGUCCGUGGGUGGGGACAAGAGCAGGACGGCCUUCGCCGCUGUUGA